UCUAAUUUCCAAAAACGUGGUGCCCAGGACUUUCUUUACCCACAUUCACAGAUCAAGAUGCCAGGCGGUAACACUGUGAAGGACGUGUCUCCCCACGAUUUCGUCAAGGCCUUUGCAGGCUACCUAAAAAAGUCUGGGAAAAUGAAGGUUCCAGAAUGGGCCGAAAUAGUGAAAACCUCAAAAAGCAAAGAACAAGGACCAUAUGAUCAAGACUGGUUCUACAUUCGCUGUGCAUCUGUUGCCAGACACAUUUACAAAAGACAAUGUGUUGGUGUUGGUGCACUGAGAAAAGUGUAUGGAGGUGCAAAGCGCAAUGGAACAAGACCAAACCACUUCUGUCUUGGCUCAGCAUCAGUUGCAAGGAAAGCCCUUCAAGCAUUGGAAGGAAUGAAACUAGUUCAAAAGGAUUCAAAUGGUGGCAGAAGCAUCACACCACAAGGACAAAAGGACAUGGACAGAAUUGCUGGACAGGUUGCCACAGCACAGUGAGAAGCCAUGAACAAUUCUUUUUUGAAGUAAAUAUAAAAAAAUAUAAGUGAAAAUA
Messenger RNA from Rhopilema esculentum, 544 nucleotides. RefSeq names its product small ribosomal subunit protein eS19. Gene Ontology annotation, cellular component: ribosome; cytosolic small ribosomal subunit. Gene Ontology annotation, molecular function: RNA binding; structural constituent of ribosome. Gene Ontology annotation, biological process: ribosomal small subunit assembly; translation. Lineage: Eukaryota; Metazoa; Cnidaria; Scyphozoa; Rhizostomeae; Rhizostomatidae. The record is from RefSeq and is a predicted model, not a curated record.